Molecule: messenger RNA, 2768 nt
Organism: Xenopus tropicalis (tropical clawed frog)
Lineage: Eukaryota; Metazoa; Chordata; Amphibia; Anura; Pipidae
Gene: gtpbp1
Product: GTP binding protein 1
Exons: 12
Coding region: 35-2032 (665 amino acids)
Cellular component (GO): cytoplasm
Molecular function (GO): GTP binding; GTPase activity
Source: RefSeq, a predicted model, not a curated record
ACACUGCGAGAAGGGCGUGGUUGCUAGGCAGAUCAUGUUAAUGAACUGCGGGAAGGUAGGCAGCAGAUGCAAGAUGGCUUCCCCAGCGUCAUCUCUGCCGGAGCGGAAUCAGAGCGACUCUCCCGUCCCGGCUUCUAUGUUCUCCCCAGAGCCCGACGGAGAGGAUUCAGAUUGUAGUCUGGAUGGAGAGCCUCUGAGGAACGGAGAAGCCGAUAUUGAUCUGACUAGCAAACUUGUUCUGGUGAGCCCUAGCGCAGAGCAGUAUGACAGCCUACUACGUCAAUUGCGGGACCGGAUGGAUGAGGGCCGGGGGGAGACCAUCUAUGUUAUUGGUCAAGGAUCUGAUGGUACAGAAUAUGGACUUAACGAAGCUGACAUGGAAGCAUCGGUGGCAACUGUUACUAGCAUGGCGGAACAGAUCAUUGCUGACAUGAUCUUGCUGCGGGAGCAUCAGGAAGCUGGAGGCAAAGUACGAGACUACCUGGUGCGCAAGAGCGUAGGAGAUAAUGACUUCUUGGAAGUAAGAGUGGCAGUUGUUGGAAAUGUGGAUGCUGGAAAGAGUACGCUUCUGGGAGUUCUGACUCAUGGGGAACUGGACAAUGGGCGUGGUUUUGCAAGGCAAAAGCUUUUCCGCCACAAGCAUGAGAUUGAGUCUGGCCGCACCAGCAGUGUUGGUAAUGACAUCCUAGGGUUUGACAGCCACGGACAGGUGGUUAAUAAGCCUGACAGCCAUGGAGGAAGCCUGGAGUGGACAAAGAUCUGUGAGAAGUCCUCCAAAAUAAUAACAUUCAUUGACCUGGCUGGACAUGAGAAGUACUUGAAGACAACUGUGUUUGGGAUGACAGGACAUCUCCCUGAUUUCUGCAUGCUUAUGGUUGGCAGUAAUGCUGGUAUAGUUGGCAUGACCAAAGAACACCUUGGCCUGGCACUGGCACUUAAUGUCCCAGUCUUUGUAGUGGUGACCAAGAUAGAUAUGUGUCCAGCAAACAUAUUACAAGAAACACUAAAGUUGCUGCAGAGGCUGCUGAAGUCUCCUGGCUGUAGGAAGAUCCCAGUGUUGGUGCAGAACAAGGAUGAUGUGAUUGUAACUGCUUCAAAUUUUAGCUCAGAAAGGAUGUGUCCAAUUUUCCAGAUCUCGAAUGUUACCGGGGAGAACAUGGAGCUCUUGAAAAUGUUUCUGAACCUGUUGUCUCCUCGCAGUAGCUCUCGGGAGGAGGAGCCUGCAGAAUUUCAGAUCGAUGAUACGUACUCUGUACCUGGUGUUGGCACUGUUGUGUCAGGCACAACUUUGAGAGGGCUGAUUAAAUUAAAUGACCUGUUGCUACUGGGGCCAGAUCCAUUAGGCAACUUUACUUCCAUUGCAGUAAAGUCAAUCCACCGCAAGCGCAUGCCAGUUAAAGAGGUGCGAGGUGGCCAGACUGCAUCUUUUGCCCUUAAAAAGAUUAAACGCUCCUCUAUCAGAAAAGGUAUGGUGAUGGUUUCCCCUCGCCUUAAUCCACAAGCAUCAUGGGAGUUUGAAGCAGAGAUCUUGGUGCUUCACCACCCAACCACUAUCAGCCCGCGCUAUCAAGCAAUGGUACACUGUGGCAGCAUCCGGCAGACUGCAACUAUCCUGAGCAUGAGCCGUGACUGUCUACGGACCGGUGACAAGGCCACAGUGCACUUCCGCUUUAUCAAAACCCCCGAGUAUCUGCACAUUGACCAGAGGCUUGUAUUUAGGGAGGGCCGUACCAAAGCAGUUGGAACAAUAACCAAGUUGUUACAAAGUACAAACAAUUUGCCCAUGAACUCCAAGCCACAACAAGUAAAGAUGCAGUCCACAAAAAAGAGUCCACACGGGAAGAAGGAUGAACAGAUCCCUGGUGCAGCAGUCCCAGAGGAGGCUUCUCCUUCAGCUGCUGUUGGGGUAACUGCGGGAGCUGGCUCUCUGCAAGCACAGCCUAAGACCGGAGGUGGUGGAAGACGCCGUGGAGGCCAGAGACAUAAAGUAAAAUCUCAGGGGGCAUGUACGGCGCCCACGGGGGGAUGCUGAACUUCACUUAACCCUCCAUCCCUUAUGAGGAGCUGUAAAAGCUUCACUACAACAUAGUGGAGAGAAGCAACACACUCCCAUGUUCUUCAAACCAUCAGUCCUUUUUGUACCUGCUGCUUUUAUUCAUCCAUGUCUCACAGUUGUUGUGACCAUCAGCCAGUUACUUAGUGUUUUCAUCUUAUCUGGUUUUUAAUGGUCUUAAGGAUGUUAAAUGCCACAAAGUUUCCCCACACCAUUGUAUCACUCUGCCCUGGAAGUGGAAAGUGAAUGUGGAGAGUGAUCUCAUUCGCCUGUAAGGUAACAGAACUGCACUCCAUCCAGCAGGUGGUCAAGCCUUUUACUUUUCUUUUUAAAAAAAAAUUAUGGAAGAUCAACCUUUUUGGUUCUGGCAAAGUUCUGUUAAAACUCAAUUGGCAGUAAAUCAUUUUUAAUUUUUAUUUUUUUUGGGGGGGGGGGGUACACUUGCCUACCUACCUGGUACCAACCACCCCCAUAAAAAGUUUAAUUUUACUUCUUAAAAAUGUUUUUUCUUAAAAUUAAUUUAAAAUCUUCAAAAGAAGUUGAGAUACCCUGUUUUAUGUUUUUUUUAAUCUGCGGUAUUCUUAGGUUCCCUAUCUGUGUGUGCGUUGUAUGUAACAGCACAAGGAUAAGGUUCCUGUUAGGAUGCUGACAAAAAAUUGAGAUGACAUUUCAAAGAGAGGAUCAUCGGUUUUAUUAAAGAAACAGAAAAAACGUA